Molecule: messenger RNA, 1115 nt
Organism: Populus euphratica (Euphrates poplar)
Lineage: Eukaryota; Viridiplantae; Streptophyta; Magnoliopsida; Malpighiales; Salicaceae
Product: 60S ribosomal protein L10-like
Exons: 4
Coding region: 16-924 (302 amino acids)
Biological process (GO): translation
Cellular component (GO): ribosome
Molecular function (GO): structural constituent of ribosome
Source: RefSeq, a predicted model, not a curated record
UCCUUAUAUUUGAAGAUGGCUAUGGUUAAGAUUGUGAAACAAUUGGAAAAAAGGUUUAUAUUGCUGAUGUCUAAGGGAUGUAUUGAUGGAUGGAUGAGUCCGUUUUGGUUUUUCGAUGUUAAGCUAGAUCUUAAUCUUGAUUCUCCCCAUUGGGAUUUUUUUCUUUACCAUAUUCUUAUCUUAAAAAAGGUUAUUUCUGCUCUUAGUACAAUUGCUAUUUGUUUUCUUCCAUUAAGCUGUUUCUUACUCUUCUUUACUUUCCCAUUUGUAGGACCUGCAAGAUGUUACCGUCAGAUAAAAAAUAAGCCAUACCCAAAAUCACGUUACUGCCGUGGUGUGCCUGACUCUAAGAUCAGGAUUUAUGAUGUUGGCAUGAAGAGGAAGGGAGUUGAUGAGUUCCCAUUCUGUGUGCACUUGGUGUCCUGGGAGAAGGAGAAUGUCUCCAGUGAGGCUCUUGAGGCAGCACGUAUUGCUUGCAACAAAUACAUGGCCAAGUUUGCUGGAAAGGAUGCUUUCCAUUUGAGAGUCAGGGUUCAUCCAUUCCAUGUGUUGCGUAUCAACAAGAUGCUUUCAUGUGCUGGAGCUGAUAGGCUCCAAACUGGCAUGAGGGGUGCUUUCGGUAAACCACAGGGAACUUGUGCUAGAGUUGCAAUUGGACAGGUUCUUCUGUCUGUUCGCUGCAAGGACAGCAACAGUCACCAUGCUCAGGAGGCUCUUCGCCGUGCAAAAUUCAAGUUCCCUGGUCGCCAGAAGAUUAUUGUCAGCAGGAAGUGGGGCUUCACCAAGUUUAAUCGCAAUGAUUAUUUGAAGUUGAAGGCAGAAAACAAGAUUAUGUCAGAUGGUGUGAAUGCCAAGCUUCUUGGAUGCCAUGGACCCCUGGCCAACCGUCAGCCUGGAAGAGCUUUCUUACCUGCUACUGCUUAGAUCUUUUCAUUCCUGGAAGGAACUUUGUUCAUCUCUUAGCACCUGAGGAAUUUUUCCGUUACUCUUUUUUAGUAGUAUUGCAUCUCGUUGAACUGUUUGUUUAUUCCAAACUGUACCGAGGGUAUUGUAUGAAAUUUCGUGGUAUUAUGGUGUUUUUGCCACAGUUGAAUCGAUUUUGGUACAUCUUUUUU